Molecule: messenger RNA, 541 nt
Organism: Vespa mandarinia (Asian giant hornet)
Lineage: Eukaryota; Metazoa; Arthropoda; Insecta; Hymenoptera; Vespidae
Product: fatty acid synthase-like
Biological process (GO): fatty acid biosynthetic process
Molecular function (GO): fatty acid synthase activity; oxidoreductase activity
Source: RefSeq, a predicted model, not a curated record
AAAAAGGCUAAUAAUUAUUUCUUCUGAAUGUAAUGUAGAAAUUCAACGUUAUUAUGUGUUUAGAUGGAAACAUUCAGACAACUGGUUUGUGACAGAUUACAAUAGACCAGAUAGAAUUGAUUCUGGCGAACGAAUAUUUGAAAUAACGAUCGAUUAUGAAGAAUUUCAGUACGUUAUUGAUCAUGUGGUCGAUGGCAGAAAUUUGUUUCCAGCGACAGGAUAUUAAUGUUUAGUUUGGCAAACUUUCGGCAUGAUGAUAGGACAACUGUACACGGAAUUACCUGUUGUCAUUGAAAAUAUAAAGUUUAAUCGAGCUACCACCAUACCGAAAAAAGGCAAAAUUGAAAUGAUAGUCAUAACUCAAAAAGGCAGUGGUAAUUUCGAAGCGGCCGAAACAGGUCUUGAUAUUGUUACUGGAGUGAUUCGUGUUGCAACAAACUUGUUACAAGAGAAAAUACCCCUUGAUCUGAUCAAAUCAAAUAUCGGCAAUGAGAAGAAAGCAUUAGAUGCGAAAGAUAUAGCGGCCUCUUUCGAAGUUUAA